This is a messenger RNA of Leptidea sinapis, 3525 nucleotides long. RefSeq lists its product as uncharacterized. NCBI's taxonomy places the organism in Eukaryota, Metazoa, Arthropoda, Insecta, Lepidoptera, Pieridae. The transcript has 5 exons. The annotation marks the transcript as partial. The record is from RefSeq and is a predicted model, not a curated record.
CUGGCCGGCGUGCUGGCCGUGUGCUGCGUGGACUGUCCGCCCGCCGGCGCGCCGCUCGACGCCGGCAACAUCUUCCAGAUAGUGCACCGCGAGCGCGUGCUGUUCGUGCAGGCCGCCAACUGCGUGGAGCGCGCCGAGUGGGUGCGCCUGCUGAGCGCGCUGUGUCGCCGCGCGCCCGUGGCCGCGCCGCACCGCGCCUACUACUGCGGCACGCGCUGGACCUGUUGCGGUCGCAGCGAGCCGGCGGCGGAGGGCUGCGGCGGCGGCGCGCUGCCGGGCGAGCGCGAGGCGGGCGUGGCGGCGGGCUGCGGCGAGGGCGUGCAGCGCUACCUGGUGCGCGGCGCGGCGGCGCUGGCGCUGCGCCUGGACCCCGCGCGCGACCUGCAGCGGCUGCACGCGCUGCUCGUGGCGCACGCCGCGCUGGUGGACGCCAGGCUGCACCGCACGCAGGAUGACACGAGUCCCGAGGAACGCGAGGCUGAAGCGGUAACGCUGCGCGAGAUGCAGAAGGUCAUGUUUGACUUGGAGCACCGGCAUUGCAUCCACAGGAGAUCGCUGGCCCGGGAAACUAAAUACGGGAGCAAACAAGCGCCCAUCGGUGACGACAAUUAUUUGCACUUAGCUGGUGCCGCCACGAACGUAGACAGCGGAUCUUUUCUAUGGCGCUCGUGGCGCGGCAACGUCUCGCCUACCAUCGAUCUGGACGGCAAAGCGUUGCCUCUCCAACCUUCCAUAGACAUAUGUUCUAGCUCAGAGUCUCUCAAACUAGCCCGGCAAGGUGACGAGAGAUCCUCCGGAAAAUCUAACAAGUCUACAGGCAGCGGGUACCUCACCAUGUCGUGUAUAAAACACGAACCUUCUGAAGACAGCGACGCUUCCAACGAGAAGCCCGCCAGGCCUCCAAAACCCGCGCGACUCUCGCCUUCCAGACCCACCCUCACGUCGCCCGCGACCCCGCUCUGUGAAUACAUCGACGUCGACAGGAAACCCCCCGUGCGGCGACCGAAACCGGACCUCGCUCCCAGACGACCCGAUUACGAAGCUCGAUGCAAAGAGUACGAACUAAUGGCCAAUUUCAUGAGCCAUGCGCAGCCGGAAGAUGACGUGCCGCCCGCUGUCCCGCCCCGGGGCAACACCGCUCGUGUCAGACUACAGCCCAAACCAGCUGAAACUGAAGUUAGAAAAUCUGAAGAUCCGGCGAUUCAAUGUAACUUAUCCAACUCUUUGAAUAGUCUGCCCGAAGCGACUCAUUCCGAACUAAGCUUUGAAUCGUCCCGGAGGCAGGAGCGACCUCUUAGCAAAACUGAUACGGUCUCAAACGAUGACAGCUUACUAGAUGAAUUACAAAGGGAUACGUAUUGCGUCCUCAAGGUGUGUGAGGACGAUAUUCCGGACGAACCCAUCGAAGUAAAAUGUGGGAAGGAUAGGAAAGAUAAAGAGGAGUAUGGUGUGUUUUCUAGAAUAAGUUUACAGAGAAAAUCCAAUCCUAUCAAAACUCAACCGAAGUCCAUUAAGCCUCUUAAAACUUCCAAUUCAACGUCAAACGUACAUGACGUAGCGUCAGGAUCAUCGAGGCCGCUCUCGGAGAGGUUAACGCUUUUUCUUAAAAAGAAGCCGAAGCCAGAUCCGAAAACGGCCCAAUCGAAAUCUGAAGAUGGCCAGAGCGGCAAGAGUGGGCGAAAGGAAGAGAAAGACAAUCUUAUCGGUCGUUUGACGCCUCGCUUCGGCCAGUCGCGUCUGUACAACCGUGGACAGUCGCUGGAUCUCACGACGGACUCCCACACGAGACGCAUCGAGCGCUCGGCCACCACGGUCAGCAUACCGCGGCCCAUCAACUCCUCUAUAGUGGCCAUGAAAUUUCUCACGCUGCAUCGGUACGGCGCUCAGGACGAGGUGCAAUGCCGCGCCUUUGUGCAGAACUCCGGCGAGGACCGGGACGUGGAGGAUGGCGCGGCGGCGCGGCCAGAGGACAGCCCGCGGGACUGUGGCGGCCCGCUGCAGUACUCGAGCAGCGAGGCUGAGGGUCUGGAGGGCGGCGCGUGGCGGCGGAACCACGGGCCGCUGCUCACGGCGGCCACCAAUGAUAUUAGACUGUAAAUAGUUAAGUAAAUAGUAUUGUAUGUGGAUAAGUGUAAGCCCGCCUUGGUCUCCGCCAUAUUGUUUUGUCGGGACCGAGUGGUAGCAAUGGUGCGCGUGUAAAGAUAUAGGCUAGUUUUGUAUUUAUUAUUUCUAUAUUUUUCGAACUCGUUUUCGUCUACCUGAGCAUGUGCCUCCUCUAGUUUGUAGUCUUGAAUAUUUCCGCGCACGCGGGCGUGCCUGCGUUCGUGCGAGGUCGCGCGCGCACGCACGCACGUCUGCGGGUAUGUGUUUAUUAAUAAUUAUCGUAAUAGCGUAAAUGAAUACUCAAAAAGUGCCAAGUGUUGUGCGACAGCGCGUCGGCUGAUCGAUUCUCAUUCCGGUCGCACAGUGUAGCGACUAUUGUACUGAUCGUUUAUAAUAGCUGUAUGAUAUUCUGUGAUUGGUGUCGUUUAAUUGAAUCUAUCAAUAUAAUAUAGAGAAAUGUAUUUAUAUAGUUAUUAUAUACUACGUAAACCUAGAUUAUGCUGUCAAUAUGGUUGACGUAAAAUUAAAGCUUCAACUGUAGUGUUGUAAUAUAGAAAUUAUUAAACUAUUUAUAAUAUAAUACUUGUUAACAUUGUAAUAUUAAAGUUUCCGUUAAAUAUGCCGAUGGGUUAAGAAGAUAUGUUUUUAAAGUUGGUGUUUUAACUAUAAAAAGUUCCUUUAAAAUUUUAAUAGUAUAUAUCUCUAUUUUUAUGGUUAUUUUUUUAGAACUAUUUACAUGAUCUAGAAAAACGGUAACUUAUUACAAUAAUUUUAUAGCUUAGAGAGUUGUAUUUUCAGACACAGGUCAACACAAAACUGCCAUUGUCAUCUUAACCCAGAGCAUAUUUAGUGUUGUAAACAGUUAACGGAUUGUGUAUCAAUUAAUAUUAUUCUAAAUAGACAAAUUUAAUCCAAAUAUUGAAACUUUAUUCUGCAAUUAUUAGGAAAUUUACUCGCAAUUCUAUAAAUUACUGAAAUUCACUCUAAAUAGAAUGUGUUUUGUGCACCAUUAUGAUAAUUGUACUUAAAGUGAUAUUAUAAUAUUUUAUUGUUAAAAAUAUUCUAAAUAACGCCUUAGCUACAUCGCGCCUACCUGGAGGGCCUUCGGUAACAACGUUACUCAUACUGUGAUUCACUUUACAAGACAUUUGUUGGUUCUAAUAUUUGUGUUGCGAGCGCUCGGAGCACUUUCGCGCCGACUGACUCUGUAAAUGUUUCUUGUUAAAAUGUAUUAUAUUUAUUUUGAAAACUUUAAAGCUUAACUCUUUGAGGUGCAUUGUUGUUCUAUGUUUUUCGAAUUAAUUUUUGAUCUAUCUAUUAAAAGUAUAAAAUAAUGUACAAAUUAAUAUUUCUUUAAAUAUAUGAUGUUAUUUAUUUCACUGAUUACAUUUUGUUAAUAAAAUUACACUAAGUAUAAAUUUA